AUGUUGGGCGUAGUUGUCUUGGUGACAUACGGUGUAUUACAGAACAGAAAAAGGAUAAGUUCAAGGGUUAUGUCAGACAACAUCAAUGCACAUUAUCAGGUAAAAUUGCAACCUGGAUUAUUACAACUUAUCAAUCCAACUGAACCAAAAUAUCCCUACGAUGUCCAUUAUAUCAAAGAAGAUGAGGCAUUUUGUUCUUCAGUUACAAAUCUUACUUUCUUAGUCAUUGUGUUAUCAUCUACAACAAACUUUAACAGAAGGCAAACAUUGAGAAAAACCUGGGCAAACGAAUCCUUAUAUACUUCGUACGGAACACUGAAGGUUGUAUUUCUUCUAGGAACCAGCGACAAUGCCCAUGUCCAGAAACAAAUUGAUAAAGAAUUUAAUCUCUAUGGUGAUAUGGUUCAAGGAGCUUUUCUAGAUACUUAUGAAAAUCUUACACACAAAUCAACGAUGGGAUUUAAAUGGGCAACUGAAAGAUGCAGAAAUGCAAGAUAUGUUAUAAAAACAGAUGACGAUGUAGUGAUCAAUAUGUUUGAGCUUUUUCAAAACAAUAAACUGAGUGAAUCUGAAAACAAAACUCAUGUGCUCUGCCAUCGUCAGUCGACUAGGGUUUUAAGAGAUGAAAGCGAAAAAUGGUUUGUCAGCCAUUACCAGUUUAAGGGAAUGAGCAGAUUUCCUCCAUAUUGCGGGGGCCUUUUUGUGAUGAUUUUAAAUGAAGUGGUUCCAUAUCUCUAUGAGUCUGCUUCAAAGACACCAUUCUUCUGGUUAGAAGAUGUUUUGUUAUAUGGAAUUGCCUUAAACAACAUACCUGGACUUAAAAUCCAACCAAUACGCGAGAACAUUGAGGGUUUUCACAUUAAAGCAUCAAUAAAUUGCCUAGAUAAAAUGAAGAAGCAAUGUCCAUUAUUUGUAUUUAUGACAGUAACUCUUAAUGAUAUCGUAAAACUUUGGGCAACUAUUUUACAAGUAUACAACAGCUGA
Mercenaria mercenaria is the source of this 984-nucleotide messenger RNA. RefSeq names its product beta-1,3-galactosyltransferase 5-like. Gene Ontology annotation, molecular function: hexosyltransferase activity. The record is from RefSeq and is a predicted model, not a curated record. Lineage: Eukaryota; Metazoa; Mollusca; Bivalvia; Venerida; Veneridae. Gene Ontology annotation, cellular component: membrane. The coding region runs from base 1 to 984 and encodes 327 amino acids. The transcript has a single exon.